CAUAGCGACGUAGCUUUACACAAUUGCGGAGUAAAUAAUAUCUGAUAAUUAUGAAAAGAAUUCAAAUGUGUAAAAAAGUUAAUCGGAAUCACACGUUUAAUAGUCGUAAGUUGAGUUUUCUUUGAAUUUUAGACUUGAAUCAUAAAGUUACUCAGCUAAAUGCCGCCGUGAGCCCUGAGAUUCUUGUUGGUCAAAUAUGGCUGCAAGAUGAGCCGACAGGUGUAGAGAUUAUCGAACUUAAUACUUCGGAUGAAGUUGAUCCGGCUCCAGUGGAAAACAAAAAUGAACGUAUGGAUCAUGCCUGGAGCUAUUCUAAAACUGAAACACUGCAACACUUAGAAGACAACUACAAAAUCAACCAAAAAGCAAGAGAAAGGCGACGUAUGCAACAAGACCAUCGCUUUUUUAACACAAGCACUGCAACAAACACGCGUGAUGAAUAUACAAAUAACAAUUAUUAUGAUUCUGAUAUAGAUAAUCAAUACAAUGAGGACAAUCAUCUAAUCAAUCAUCAAGUAAAUUGUUUCACUAUAAUAAACAAACAUUUCAUUCAAUCCGAUUCUUCGUCAGAUGCGGAACUUGAGAUAGUUACCUCUAACGAUAUGUUAAUGGAAGGCAACCAGUGGGAUUCAGGGAACCUUCCGUACAAGGAGGAAAUCAUAACGUAUGAUCCUGAUUUAGAUAAAGAAGCACGCACUAUAUGGAUUUACUCGUUUAAAAAUAAACACCUUCUUGCAGAAGAUGAUUAUGACUGUGGUAAGACGGCUGUUAGGGAUAUUUCUACUUCUACUUCAUGUUCUACAGAAAAUGAGGAGGAAGAGAAAACUCAGGAAAGAAGUACGAAUGUCAGUCGCUUAGGAUCACCGAUACCUCCAGCUUAUAUACCAAGACUAAAUUUAUCUUUCGGUCCAACAUUGUCCACCGUUACCGAAGUAUCCGAACCGAACAAACAAGUGUCACCGAACCCUUCAUAUAAAUCCCCCAAAAGUGUAUUGCAGAAGCCAAUAAAUGGCUGGUUCAAAAAUGAAACGAACAAAGUCGACAGUGCGAGAUCGGAAAAGUUUGAAAAAUCGACAAACGUCAUAAACUGGAUGGCAUUAUCACCGAGAGAGAAAAGACGGAGGUCGAAAGAAACAGGAGACAAAUGGGUAGGUAACAUCUUAAAAUUAGAAACAUAUGAAGAAAGAUUAGCUAACAAAGCACAGGAGCUCACAACAAUAAAUUCAAUUCAACAAGAAAAGUCCCAUCAAGAGAAUUCAUUCAAGUUACAAGUGGAUGUCGAUGUCCACGUCAGUGUUGAUGACAAAACGCCGGAUAGAAGGUCUUUAGGAACACCAAAUGGUGGAGAAAUUGUUCUGAAGUCCAAAGUUGACGACAGAAGUCCGAUAAACUUAUUAAGACGUCUCCAAAUUGAAGCAAGUAAUACCUUAGACCGCGGGGACCAUGAUAUGAAACUGGUACAAACAGAAGUUGAUCCUGAUAUAAAAUUGGAAGAACCAGAGCGAGUUGAUUAUGACAUACAAUUUGGACAAACUCAACAGGUGAUGUGUCUUACUCCUCGCGAGCCACAUCCAUUAUAUUUACGUGUUCACGGACCAAUCGAUGCUCCUGAAGAGAACUUAAAAGUUGAUCCUGACGUUUGGGAUCGUGAAGAAAGCGAAGAGAAACAAACUGCUUCUUAUGACUAUCUAACAGACAAAAUGAAAUGUGCUGUAAAGGAUCCUGACGAUGUGUGGAUGAAGAAUAACACGCCGUUCCUACAACCAUCCGAAUGGAACGACUACGCUAGUCUAGCUGACAGCCCUCUCACAAUCCAAAUGUCGAUAAAUGAAACGGAAAUAAAACGCAAAACAUGGUUUAAGCGCGCUUUCAAACGAAUAAUAAAUUGUUGUCCAAUAAAAUCAGAAAAAUAAAACAACACGUUUUUAAUUGGCGAAUUUAUUAAAUUCAAUCACUAUCAACUUCC
This is a messenger RNA of Spodoptera frugiperda (fall armyworm), 1966 nucleotides long. RefSeq lists its product as uncharacterized. The coding region runs from base 291 to 1913 and encodes 540 amino acids. The record is from RefSeq and is a predicted model, not a curated record. The transcript is spliced from 2 exons. Lineage: Eukaryota; Metazoa; Arthropoda; Insecta; Lepidoptera; Noctuidae.